UCAACAUUUGACAAGAUAAGCUCUGACUAUGGACACGAUCAUGGACAUGGCUUUGUUAAUUAUAGGUAUUGCUUGUUUCCUUCCAAAUGUGAUAUUUGUUCAAGCAACAGUAACCACGUGUGGGACACGUCAUUGUGCAGCUCACAUGUACUGUGAACUAUUGAUAAACAGUGGCGGUUUACAAGGACAAUGUCAGACUGCUUCAUGGAUAUUAGGUCAUCAUGGAACUCUUCAUUCUUGUACAGCAACAGGAGCUGAUAAAAAUCAUUGCUACUGCACUAGUGAGACCUGUGUAAGUAGUAUGAAGGAUUAUUAUGCUCAUCAUCAUCCCAAUCUUCACUGUGGAAGCCAUUCAUGUGACGAUUAUUGUAUGAUAACCGAUCAUGGAAGAAGGAUUCAUUGUGGAAAUAACACGUUACAUAAAUCUAGCUGUUCUCCUACGCAUGUUUCUAGUACAGCAUGCUAUUGCAGUACACAGCAAUGCAUUGAUAGUUAUCUUUCUAUAGUAACGGAACACAGAGACAGUCAUGUCACAUGUGGAAAUCAUUCUUGUCAUGUUCAUAGUGGUGAUGUUUGUGUAUUGACGAAUGAUGGUCACACACAUAAUUACCACGGGCAUGUUUCUAGUAUUAACCUGAACUGCCAUAGCGAAAAAACUCAUCUACACAGCAACACUCAAAGAUGUGUAUCACCUCCACACCAUGGCCAGUCAUGUUCCUGUGUCAAUCAACCCUGUAUUAAAUCUUUCUCAGCAGAUUUGAUACCAACAACUACCGUAUCACCUCGGAGCCCAGGUUCUUGCAGUGAUAUACCAGCAAAAACAAUGCAUCGGUGUGCAGAAUAUCAGUCACAGUUACACAUGUGUGAAAGUACUAAUGCAGUUGUUCAUAGUAUUGCAGCUGGUGAUUGUAAAACAUAUUGCUUACUGUGCACAGCAACAACAACAAAAUCAUCAACAACAACACAAGCACCAACAACAAAAGCACCAACAACAAAAGCACCAAGCACAAUAAAAACAGCUGCACCUGUCACGACAAUCAAGACGACUACUGGCACAACUAAACAAACCACUACGUUACCUACAACAACGGUUGUUUAUCCAGCAUGUGUACAAACAAAUUGUGCUCAUUUGUAUCUGCGUUAUUGUCAUCUGUACCAAACUAAUAAUGUAAUCGAAGGCAGGUGCAUGCCGUUCCAAGUUGGAUCUGUAUGUAGUAAUUACACAGAACUACAAGGCAAUGGAUGUACAUGUGAAACAACAGAAUGUGCUUUAAAUAUUUUGACAGAGUAUUCUCAUCACAUGGGUCCAAUAUCAACAACAACGCUUCCUCCAGAUACAACCAUGGAGAGCAUUUCAACAACUGUAGAUGUAAUAGAACUGACCUAG
Messenger RNA from Mytilus trossulus (common blue mussel), 1387 nucleotides. RefSeq lists its product as uncharacterized. NCBI's taxonomy places the organism in Eukaryota, Metazoa, Mollusca, Bivalvia, Mytilida, Mytilidae. The transcript has 18 exons. The record is from RefSeq and is a predicted model, not a curated record. The coding region runs from base 29 to 1387 and encodes 452 amino acids.